AUGGAUGCCAGCUCUGGUGCGGGCAUCUUCAGCACUAAACCAGUUCCUUGGUUAAAAGAAUAUUUAAAACAAAACGGCAUUCAAAGCUCGGGAAAGCGCAAGAAUGAACUAGUAGAACUUUGUGUAAAAAGUGAGGGGAUAAAAGUCCCGAAAAUCUCAGAAGAAGAAGAGCCAGUCGAUCCAGCAAUUUCAAUGAAAGAGCAACUGAAAACUAACAAUGAAGGGUACUCGGCCAAUUCGUUGAACAAAGAAAAUCAGGCUUUUGGUAAAUGGACCCACAAUUUUUCGGAAGUACCAGACUUUAGAUUUCCUGAUCUUUUUAAUUAUCUAGUGGGAAAGGAUCCCGGGUAUAACGCCGAAAGCCUAAAAAGUUACAAAUCUCUUCUGGGAUACAAGCUGUACUUCGAUGGACACGUAGAAGACCUUUGUUACCAUCCGCCACAAUCUAGUGCCAGCGGUUACAGUUAUUUUCUGUUUGCUGUAAAGCCAACUGAAAGGUCCAAGGCUGACGAUGGGUCAGCAACAUAUAAGGGUUUUUUUAUUUUAAAGGAUGGAAGCGUGCAUUCAGCCUACUGCCCAUGCAAAGGAGGGAAAGCAACUGUCUAAGAAGGCAGUAAAAUCUACCCGUGCCAUUGCCAGUGUUCAGAUCCAUGUAGAACGUGCCAUUGGACGACUUAAGGACUUUAGAAUUCUACAAGGGAACUUUCUUGUUCCAAUGCUGCCCAUUGCUGACAACAUUUUUAGUGUGUGUGCUGCUCUGUGCAAUUUGCUACCACCCCUGGCUAAAUAACUACUGCUGCCUUGUGAGCUGAGAAGCACAAUAAGUUUGUAACUUUGAACAAUUACCAGUCAGUUUAUGUUAAUGGUUAAUAACACAUAUCAAAAAUCUUCUUUAGACCCACUGAGGAAUUAUCCAGCAUUGAGCAUCAGCAUUCACCACCAAUGAUAGUCCCUUAUAAUGAUUUAAGUAUGUCAUGGUGAAAGAGUUCCUGAACUAUGUACUUUAAGAAAAAGUUUCUCAGCUUCUCAAGCAUUUCGUUCCACAACUCACUGUCAAACUUGACAUUAACAAUCAAUGUUAAGGUAUAAAUAACUAGAUCACAGCAAUGAAUCCCUGUUAUUCCCAUCAGACCCUGAAUUUGAUAGUUCCAUUUUGUUUCUUUUUUUAGUAUAUAUUUGUCACCAACAAACACGAGCUUCUCCUCAGCUGCAACCUGUGGAGGGAGAUUUCUUUUUGCAUACAUGCUCUUAAUUUCAAUUAACUUCUUCUGACAGCACUCACAAAUCCUGACACCAUCAGGACUGGCUCCCAAGAAGGGCCAUAGUGUGUUUACUAUUAGUCCACCGUUUUUUAUUGACAACUUCUCAUGGUUUCUCUUUUGUUUUUUAAUGUAGAGAUCAAGUGCUUUCUUUUCCUUUUCAUGACCCCAUGUUAACUGUUUUGGCAUUGCAUCUUCAGCAAUUGGACAGUAAUUCAUAAGAUGCUUCACAGUGUUUCUCUUGUCUGUGCUCUCUCUGAGGUGGCACACGAUGUAAAAUGAGGAAGCUGUAAUUCUUCCUGCCCUUUGAUCAAACCAAAAUUGGGACUGGGAUUGAUUGACAGUCUUUUUGUUGAUCAUUUCUGCUUGCUCUUCAUUAAAUGAAAUAAACUCAAGGAACUCAGUUGCAAGUUCUGUAGAGACUGUAGGUGUCACUUUUUCAAUAUUAACAGAAACAAACACUUUAGCGUAAUCACUCAUUGAAUAAACAUCAACACUUUGAA
This is a messenger RNA of Pocillopora verrucosa, 1762 nucleotides long. The record is from RefSeq and is a predicted model, not a curated record. NCBI's taxonomy places the organism in Eukaryota, Metazoa, Cnidaria, Anthozoa, Scleractinia, Pocilloporidae.